AUGGUCUACAUGUGCUCAUGUAAAGCGUAAAUAAACACUGCCUGACCAGAGGUACACUGUACUUCGGAUGCUACGUGGCGUGGGAAUAGUAAUUAAUCAAUACAUUUUCAUUGUGUUAAGGAUUGGACUCGGCGGUUGACGGGAUUUAUGUGGAAACUUAACUUGGCCUAUUUACAUGGGUUGAUCGAUCAUUUGCAGACGGAAUAGUUUAGGCCGUCUUUCUAGAAUUUCUUUUUACAAUGGCGGACACAUUGCCAGCCGAGAUCCAGAACCUCAUUGAACUGUGCCAGACUGCGAAGAAGAAUGCGCACUGCCCAUACAGCAAGUUCAGAGUGGGGGCUUCGCUGCUCACAAAGGACGGCAAAGUUUUCAGUGGUUGCAAUGUCGAAAAUGCAUCAUACACCCUAGGACUAUGUGCUGAAAGAUGUGCAAUCUUCAAGGCUGUGUCAGAAGGCUAUAAAGAAUUCCGGGCCAUGGCUGUCGGCAGCGAUGUAAAAGACCAUUUCCUUGCACCAUGCGGAGCCUGCCGACAAGUCAUGCAUGAGUUCGGAGGGAAGAACCUGGAGGUGUACAUGACAAAGCCGGAUCUCUCCUUCCAGCGGAUUGCCAUGCAUGAACUAUUGCCUUAUGGUUUCGACGCCGAAGCCUUGUCGCACAAGAGGAUUGAGGCAGAAUAAGGCAGUGUGGUUUCCAUGCAAACUGAACAGUGCCUACAGAUCAUCCAUUGAGCCUCCCUGUUAGUUUCACCUUUCCAUGCUGGAACUUUUGUAAAAAAAAAUGUUAUUUUUUUAAGCGUCUGUGCGGUGGAAUUAUAGGUCAUACGAACGAAUUACUUCCCGUAUGCCUUCCAAAAUGUCACUCCUAUACACCACUUAUAUAUAAACAGCACUUUGGAUUUACCUUUAACCCAGAAAUGAGUGAAAAAAGAUUCAUCUUGUCCAUAAUUCAUGUUUGCAACAUCAAAUAAGACCUGAGUUUUUAAAGAUGAGGUGGGUGUUGGAGGUGCUGUUGGUGUUGCAUGUUCUACAUCUUAAUAGCUGUGCCAACUACCUACCUACCUACCUGCCUAGCUCAGACUAACACUAACACUGGGCAUUGUUAUCUAUGGCACACCUAGACAGACAACUUUCCACUGCACAAGAUCAUAUCGCUACAGCGGUUUCGACUGAAGACUUCACCAAGAUCAAGAGAUCAAAAGAGAUACGUCCAUGGUGCUACCGCAAACCUACUUUCUAUCAGACUAACACUGUGUUAUUCUGCACAGUGUAAAGUGUAAUCGUUGUCUAAUAAACCUCUUUGCAUUAACCAUGGCGCGGUCUCUAUUUUAAGCAUGGAAGUGCUCUUACCACUUUUGCUGUGUUUUUGACGGACGUGUAUUUCUCUUUAUCAAAAGCUACCAUUCCAGCUAGAUGUGUAUUAAAGGCCAAGUCUCCGUUGAUAUUUAUUUACGAAAUCUCAUUCCAGAAUGACGCAUGUUGUAAUAUGUAUUUAAAAAUACAUGCGCCCAAAGGGAAUGCGUGUGUUGGAGUAUACGCGCAGUUGGCCAUAUCGAAAAAAAUAUAUAUCAUUGGAUUAUAACUGUGCCAAAGGCGUCAGUAAUGCCCCUAGCAGGGGAUGACUUUUUGUAUUCGCCAUGGCAUUGUCAAUCACUAUAUAGCGGCCUUGACUAGUCUUGUAUAUCGCUACAGAAAAUGUCAGUCCAUCGCACUGUAUGCCCCAAUUACAACCAUGAUGGACUUUUGUAGAUACAAAAAAUCACUUCACUCUGGUGGCAGCGUACCGUAGCCGUUUGCCCUUUCCAGAUUUCCUGUCCCUAAAUAUUCAUGCACCAAAGCUAUGUCACGUUGACGACGCGAUCAUACUGCCGUAAUAUCUGAUGUGUGUUGUAUAUUAAGCCAGAUAGGGUCGGACCACAUGGGACGACCUUUUAAGGUAAUCUAUUACCAGUUCAUAGAGUAACAUUUAUUUUUGUUACGUAAUGUAGGUUUCAAAAUUGAAACAUUAACAUUUAAAACGUUGAAAGAACUAUUGGCAAGGCACUUUCUCGCAUGUUAAUACUAAAAUGAUUUCAAAAGUAACCAUGCAAUCGAGGAGUCUUAAAGGCUCUAUUUUCUUUGUUAUUCCAAGGAUAUCUUCCAAAACAUUUUUCUAUUUCGGUACAACGUUAAAAUAGUUCGUUUAUCCAUUGCGGAAAAAAGAGCAACAAAAAGAUGAAACGUGUCUUUCUUAAACGGCCUCGAAAAAUCAAGAUUUUAUGGUGUUAAAUUUAGGACGGGAUUAUAGUGGACCAUUUCAAUGAACUUGCUCUGAAAACCAUACCCUGUAAAGUGAAAAUUAUAACGAAAUAAAAUUAGAAAGUAUGUGACCAAAAGCUGGCGAAAAUAAAAUGUACGUCUCCCACAAUCUCAAGCUGUAAUCGUCGGCGUAACUAUCCAGUGCGUGUUGUGGUGGUGUUACUGCGGCGAAUCGAGUCAGAUUGGAUCGGGCGCCAUUUGUGGCUCAGACAGGCCUGCAGUGAACACGUUGCACACCAGGGCCGUUUUCCAAUACCGGUACUCAACUUCGUCUCCGUCUCAGUCUUCGUCCCC
Messenger RNA from Acanthaster planci (crown-of-thorns starfish), 2588 nucleotides. It is a transcript of the gene cda, whose product is annotated as cytidine deaminase. Gene Ontology annotation, cellular component: cytosol. Gene Ontology annotation, molecular function: zinc ion binding; cytidine deaminase activity. The record is from RefSeq and is a predicted model, not a curated record. Lineage: Eukaryota; Metazoa; Echinodermata; Asteroidea; Valvatida; Acanthasteridae.